Molecule: messenger RNA, 1200 nt
Organism: Guillardia theta CCMP2712
Lineage: Eukaryota; Cryptophyceae; Pyrenomonadales; Geminigeraceae
Exons: 10
Coding region: 1-1200 (399 amino acids)
Source: RefSeq, a predicted model, not a curated record
AUGGCAGAUGCGUGCGUCGGAUGCGGCGUCGGCAGCGAAGCAGGAGCGGGAACAGGCGCAUCAGGAAGUUUGAUGGGAAGAUGCAGGCGGUGCCAGGGAAGGAUCUGCUCAAGCGCAUGCUACAAGAGUCACAACGAGGGCAGAUGUGCCGAGAUGUUCUUCAAGGGCGAGGUGAUGAACGAGAUCAAAGGGCGCGAGGGAGUCGAUGACAACGAGAAGAAGAAAAUGAUGGAUAUCUUGAAGAGAAUGCACAGCGAGCAAGCGGAAGAGGAGAGCGACAAGGACGAGUGCGACGAAGACGAUCUGGGAGAGGAGCUUGAAGGGUUGAAGCUGGAUGAGAACACGCAAUGGGAAGACUUGUCGGCAGCACAGCAGCAAGCGUUCAUUAAGGCCGUGAGGGAAGGGAAACUGGAUGGACUGAUGCAGCAGUGGGUGCCAUGGUGGAUGCAGAGUGGUUGCGCGAUAGAGGUAGAGGAGGAGGAGGAGGAGGAGGAGGAGGAGGACGGAGAGAUGUCCUCGAGAAGAAUGCCGAGGAUUCUCAAAGAAAUUCCCAAGUUUAGUACUUUGAGUCGGAAAGAGCCCUCGCCGUUGCUUCCCUUCAUCCUUGUGGGAAUGCUGUGGAGUUAUGUUCUGACCAAAAGGAGAUGCAACGGAGACACAGAUUCUGAUCAAGAGAUUCUGCUCGAGAGCGCGAGGAUCUUAUGCGAGUCCUCACCCUACAUGCUCUCCCCGUCGGCGCGCCAGGAGGAAUGUGUCCCUCCCAAGAACGUUGCCGAGUCUCUCAACUCCUGCAUGGAGCAGAGUAUUGAUCUGAUCAGCUCCUCGUCCCUCAAACGUGCUCACAUGCCUUUCGUCCUGGAGCUCGUAGACGACAUUCAUCGCCUCCUCCAGUUCAAGAUGAGGGUUCUAGCUGCCCUCUCCGACACCCUUGCCAUCCUGCAAAGAGCGAGCGCUGCAUCGAGCAUCCAAAAGUCAUUCAAGAGCAGGCUGGACAGAACUUCGAAGAAGGUUGUCUUCUUCUGCAGCUGGAUCAACGAAGUUGGCACAGAUGUUAUCAAUCUCUUGCAGGCACAAGUACUGAUCGUAAAGGAGAGAUUGGAGAAGGACUGGAAGGAGGAAGAAGCCCAGGGCCAGGCGGCUCAUGACAAGCAAGAGGGGAAAAAGAAAGUGAAGAUCGUUGAGCUUCCGCAAGAAACCUGA